AUGACUCGAAAAUCGAAGCGUUCCAUGGGUCAGAUCAUUCCCGGAUUCUGGAUUGGACGAAUGGCGGCGGUUCGAACGAUUUUCGAAUUACAGCAAUCCUCCUCCGACACAGAAGAAUGGACCGUCAUUUCCAUCUUGUCCUCCGACUCCAUCAUUCGCACGGUCAAGGAGACGUUGGCAGAAGAACAACGCAAAUUUCAGCGACCACUCGUCACGCAACAUGUGGUGUGGGAUCUUCCCGACAAGGCCCAUGCCGAUUUCUUGUCGGAACGAUUGACGGAUAUUUGCAACAUCAUUUCGCAAAGUUUGCAGCAAGACGACACUGUCAGCAGCAACAAGUCCUCCACUUCUUCUACUACAACAGUCGACCGACCUCGUCGCAACUGUUUGGUCCAUUGUGCUCGUGGAGUCUCGCGUUCGGCCGCCGUCUGUGCCGCCUGGUUGAUUUCCUGUCAACAAUAUUCCCUCUUGGAUGCACUCAAUCUACUGCGCACCGUGCGAGAGGUCAAUCCCAAUAUGGGAUUCUUGGCUGGACUCAAAGCCAUCGAAAAGAGCUCUGGAAACAUUGACAAGGCACGAGAACGAAUGCAGAAUCAUCGAAAACCAAAACAACAACCAAAAUUACUACAACAAGACGCUAUGAAUAGUAGUACCGGUACAACGACGACUACUACUACUACGACAAAAAGAAAAACAAAAGAAUCCAAAAAGGAACCGAGAAACGCGUCACCCGUCAAGACUCGAUCGAACGAGAAGGUGGUGACAUCCAAACCGACAAUCAACGAUACAAGUGCUUCAGCGGGAAAGAGUGAAGCUGCAAAAAUGACAUCAAUACCAACGAAAGUACCUGCAAAGAAAGGGUUGAUUUCCACUAUCAACCGAUCCACUGCUGAGAAAAAGGAGCAAGCUGUGUCAACAACAACAACUCCGCAAGUGACGGUUCACACAGAGGAAUUUAGUGACGAGAUUAGCGUUUGA
Messenger RNA from Seminavis robusta, 978 nucleotides. NCBI's taxonomy places the organism in Eukaryota, Bacillariophyta, Bacillariophyceae, Naviculales, Naviculaceae. The record is from the annotation of a GenBank genome assembly.